Molecule: messenger RNA, 653 nt
Organism: Aspergillus homomorphus CBS 101889
Lineage: Eukaryota; Fungi; Ascomycota; Eurotiomycetes; Eurotiales; Aspergillaceae
Exons: 1
Coding region: 181-546 (121 amino acids)
Source: RefSeq, a predicted model, not a curated record
AUGAGAGCAUGACGGCUGUCCGGACCGCAUCCCGACAGCACUUCGUAAGCGUUCUUCACAAUUAGCCACCUCCGCAUCGUAUACCAAGCUGGAGACAUCGUGAAUCCGAAAUGAAGGGAUUACUUCCUUGACAGGAACGGCAGUCCGCCGCCGGCUAAUGGGGCUCACGUGGGCGUCAGCAUGGCCGUAUGGGGAAGAACCGUCCCCAGAUUGGUUAAGUUGGGGAAGGUGAGAGUAACCGAGGCAAGGCCUGAUAUUUUCCCCAGCUUUCAUGAGUUCUGCAGUUUGCCUCCUUGUCCAGGCAGAAUUACCGGCCUGAAGAGGCUUGCAUGGGCUGUCUAUCCCCAGCUGCUGCAGUUGCAAUUGCCGUAUGCAACCCCGUUUAUCCAGGUCGACCACGUGGUCUGCAUGUAUGUCCAUGACGUUUUCCAGUCUGCUAUUUCUCUCUCUCUCUCUCUCUCUCUCUCUCUCUCUCUCUCUCUGUGUGUGUGUGUGUGUGUGUGUGUGUGUGUGUGUGUAGACAGAGCUCGGAGUUUGGUUUCCUAAGCGCCGACUGGGAAGAAAUCCCGCAUACAUUGUGAGGAAGAGGUGUCGGGCAUUAAUCUGGGCUGCCAAGCGUGAUCGGACCUAGAAUGAAUGUAUGUACUAUGGAC